AUGAAUUACACAGCCAACAGUACAUAUCAAACCAAUCUCAAUCUCUUACUCUCAUCUCUCGCAACUACAUUCGCAGACACCAACACAAUUCCUCCAUAUGGUUACCGUAACAUUACAGUCGGAAGUAAUCCAAAUACUGUUUAUGGAUCCUUACACUGCCGUGAGAAUAUUGCACCGGCUAUAUGUGCAGUAUGUGUUCAGAUUGCAACUGAAAGGGUUAUGCAAGAUUCCGGGUGUCCAAAUAAAAAAACAGCCAUUCUUUUCUACAAUGGAUGUAUUUUAAGGUAUUCGGAUGAGAAUUACUUUUCGAUCUUGAAUGAAGAACCGUCCGUUGUUUUAGUGUUUGUGGAUAAUAGCAUCGCAAACCAAGUUGGGUACAUAGACUUAGUAACUGGAUUACUGGAUGGUUUAGCGAUUGAAGCUGUUACUAAUACUUCUAUUAGUCCUUCUUUAUACGCUACUGGUUCAGCAACUUACAAUACAUCUAACAAAGUUUAUGCAAUGGUUCAGUGUACACCAGAUUUGGCACUAACUCUCUGUAGUAAAUGUCUUAGAUCAGCUCUUGGGAAAUUACCUUCUGGUGCCCAAGGGGCAAGAGUUCUUUUUCCAAGCUGUACUCUCAGAUUUGAGUAUAAUCCUUUUUACGGGAAUUAUAUGUAUACAACUCGAGCACCACCUCCGAUUCUUCAAGCAUCACCUCCUCCAACUCUCCAACCGCCAUCAAAUACAACUUAUUCAAAGGGAAAGGAUUCAUCAAAGAUUGUUGUUAUGAUCGCCAUUCCAUUGGUGGCAGUUCCAGAUACAAAUCCAGAUAUUCAAAAUGCAGAAUCCUUAUUAUUUGACUUUUUCAAUGAUAUAAACGCUGCAACAGAUAACUUUUCUGAGGAUAAUAAGUUGGGAGAAGGUGGAUUUGGCCCUGUUUAUAAGGGUAUACUAUCCAAUGGAGAAGAAGUAGCUGUCAAAAGACUUUCUAAAAACUCAAGCCAAGGUGAUCAAGAGUUUAAGAACGAAGAGAAACUACUCGUGUACGAGUUGAUGAAGGCCAGUCUAGAUCAUUUCAUAUUCGAUACUAUGAAGCGAAUGCAUUUAGAUUGGGAGAAACGAUACAAGAUUAUUGGAGGAAUUGCUAAAGGUCUUGUUUGUCUUCAUGAGGAUUCUCGGCUCAGGAUAAUUCAUCGAGAUCUCAAAGCUAGCAAUAUAUUAUUAGCCGAAGAUAUGAUUCCAAAAAUUUCAGAUUUUGGAAUGGCUAGGCUGUUUAAGGUAGAUCAAAGUCAAGCUAAUACAAGCAGUGUUGCAGGAACAAUUAUUGUUGAUAGACCUACCAUGUCCACGGUCAUCAUAAUGCUUAGCAGCAACUCCAUGACUUUCCCAUUACCUACACAACCUGCAAAUUUCGUGCCCGGCCAAGCAGUGGAAAAAGAGACAUGGAAAGACAAUGAGGCAUCCGUUUCUGAAUUGGAUCCUCGUUAA
Molecule: messenger RNA, 1470 nt
Organism: Papaver somniferum (opium poppy)
Lineage: Eukaryota; Viridiplantae; Streptophyta; Magnoliopsida; Ranunculales; Papaveraceae
Product: cysteine-rich receptor-like protein kinase 10
Exons: 7
Coding region: 1-1470 (489 amino acids)
Biological process (GO): protein phosphorylation
Molecular function (GO): ATP binding; protein kinase activity
Source: RefSeq, a predicted model, not a curated record